AAAUUUUAUACAUUUAUUGCUAGAACUAGAAGUUGCAGACAGCCAUGGCAUCAGUUGCGGGGCGCCUAAGUAUGUUCUUGGUCGUUCUUUUGAUGCCCAUUGUGGUGGCCGAAGGAGGACCACCCAAGGCCAAGAAAGUCAGGUGCAAAGAUAGGAACUUCCCGGCUUGUUACAAACAGACCUUCUACUGCCCCAACACGUGUCUCCGAACCUGUGCGGUCGACUGUGCCCGGUGCCAACCUGUUUGUUUCCCAGUCCCAUCUCCACCACCUCCACCUCCAUCCCCACCACCUCCGCCAAAGCGCCUUAGGUCCCCUCCUCCACCUCGUAAGAGGAGCCCGCCACCGCCGCCACGUAAGAGGAGCCCCCCUCCACCAGUGGAUAGCUGGAAAUACCCUCCUCCUCCCCCUCCAGCAAGCUUUAUGCCACCUCCGCCACCAGCACAAACAACUUCACCACCUCCCCCGCCUUCUUCGGGCAAUGCCACCACUCCCCCCCCACCACCUGAUCAGUCGGAAGCCUCUGGUGCAAGUAGGGUGAGAUGCAGGAGCAAAGCAUACCCUCAAUGCUACGGCUUAGAGCACACUUGCCCCAGCGCUUGCCCUAAAACAUGUGGGGUCGACUGUGUCACCUGCAAAGCCAUUUGCGAUUGUGACCGAGUAGGUACGGUGUGUCAAGACCCUCGAUUCAUCGGUGGUGAUGGUAUCACUUUCUAUUUCCAUGGCAAGAAAGAUCGCAAUUUUUGCUUAGUCUCCGAUUCAAAUCUCCACAUCAACGGUCACUUCAUCGGAAAAAAGAAUUACAACAUGAAGAGAGACUUCACAUGGGUCCAGGCUCUUGGGAUUCUUUUCGAUAAACACAAGUUAUUCAUAGGUGCUGAGAAGACAGUCACGUGGGACGAUGCCGUUGAUCGCCUCGCCGUGGCUGUUGAUGGAGAGCAGAUUUCUCUGCCUAACUACGAGGGCGCUUCCUGGCAGUCCCCAUCAGCUCCGGGCAUCACCGUCACGCGGACCCGAGACAUGAAUUCCGUUGAUAUCGAGGCAAAGAGCAACUUCAAGAUCAAGGCUACGGUGGUACCAAUCACCGAGAAGGACUCCCUGAUCCACAACUACGGCAUAACCCAGGAAGACUGCUUUGCUCACCUCGACCUCAGCUUCAAGUUCUACUCGCUGAACGGUGAUGUCACCGGUGUCCUGGGACAGACCUACGCUAGGAACUAUGUGAGCAGGGCCAAGAUGGGGAUCUCGAUGCCGGUUCUGGGCGGCGAGAGGGAGUUCGCUUCGUCUGGCCUGUUCACAACCGACUGUGCUGCCUCCCGGUUCAUUGGGCAGUUGGGCCACCUCAGGAACUCAACUGGCAGCUUCGAGUACGCUAAUUUGAGCUGCGUGGGCGGAGAGGACGGUCAUGGAGUCGUGUGCAAGAGAUGAUCAAAAUGAUCUCCCCGAACUCAAUCUCUCCUGAAGUAGUAAAUACACUUUCAUUUAUAUUAAUUAUACCAUGCAUGCAUGCAUGAAUAUGCAGUAAGGCCAAUGAAGCGAGGACAAAUCUGAUCUCUGUGUUAAAUAAAUUAUUCCAUUUGUCUAAUGUUGUGUGAGUGUUGUUGUCUAUGUACUUUCGUGAAUAAAAUUCUUUGAAAUGGAAAAGAAUAAAACACUUAAGCCUUG
Molecule: messenger RNA, 1664 nt
Organism: Punica granatum (pomegranate)
Lineage: Eukaryota; Viridiplantae; Streptophyta; Magnoliopsida; Myrtales; Lythraceae
Source: RefSeq, a predicted model, not a curated record